Molecule: messenger RNA, 935 nt
Organism: Mangifera indica (mango)
Lineage: Eukaryota; Viridiplantae; Streptophyta; Magnoliopsida; Sapindales; Anacardiaceae
Product: protein BUD31 homolog 2-like
Exons: 4
Coding region: 166-603 (145 amino acids)
Biological process (GO): mRNA splicing, via spliceosome
Cellular component (GO): nucleus; spliceosomal complex
Source: RefSeq, a predicted model, not a curated record
UAGAUAUCAUAUCCCCGAAAAUAAAAGGAUUCUUCUCCUUUCCUCUUUCUGUGGCUAACCGAAAGGCAAAACACUCUGGUAUGUCUCACCUGGUUUUCGAUUCUGAUUGCUGCUUCCAUUUAUCAUCUUAGAUUUAACAACUCAACUCUCGUUCAAGGUUGAAGAAUGCCUAAGGUUAAGACGAACCGUGUCCAGUAUCCAGAGGGCUGGGAAUUAAUCGAGCCUACCCUUCAUGAAUUACAAGCCAAGAUGAGAGAAGCGGAGAAUGAUCCACAUGAUGGCAAGAGGAAGUGUGAAACACUAUGGCCUAUAUUUAAAAUAGCACAUCAGAAGAGCCGCUACAUUUUUGACCUUUAUCACCGAAGGAAGGAAAUAUCUAAGGAGCUUUAUGAGUUUUGUUUGGACCAAGGAUAUGCUGACCGCAAUCUGAUUGCAAAAUGGAAGAAGCCGGGCUAUGAACGUUUGUGUUGCUUAAGAUGCAUGCAGCCACGGGAUCACAACUUCCAAACAACUUGCGUGUGCCGAGUACCCAAGAAUCUUAGGGAGGAGAAAGUCAUAGAGUGUGUCCAUUGCGGUUGCAGGGGCUGUGCCAGCGGCGAUUAAGAACUAAUAGAUGGUGAGCCUACACACUAUAUGGUUGAUUUCAUCGUCCUUCAGCUAGUGUUGGUAUUUUAUCAAAAAUGAAGCUUAAUUUGAAAACUUAGUUCAGUGUUCAUGUUUGUUGCCACUGAAGACUGAGUUUUUACUGUGAUUGAGCAAUCUAGAUUUAGGUUAUGGUAUUGUUGUUAUGUUGGGUUUGCUACUAUGCCUGAAGCGUCAGAUUUUAAACAUGUCAUGUGGGCGUGUAUUGUCUAGUCAUUUAACAAACUAACUUGCACAAUUGGGUUGAAUAAUUUACAUUUAAAAUGUUAUAAUGCUAUAUUGAUUUUAAUUAA